Messenger RNA from Microthlaspi erraticum, 1656 nucleotides. The record is from the annotation of a GenBank genome assembly. NCBI's taxonomy places the organism in Eukaryota, Viridiplantae, Streptophyta, Magnoliopsida, Brassicales, Brassicaceae.
AUGCCGAAGCAAGUGAUCAAAUCGGGAAGCCGACCACCGUGGGUAGGUUUAUCUGCGGCGGUAUGGGUCGAAAUCGCCGCCGGAAACGCUUACAACUUCCCCUUGUACUCUCACGCUCUGAAAUCGGUGCUGGGUUACAAUCAGCAACAGCUCACGAUGCUUGGAGUUGCCAAUGAUGUCGGAGAGAGCGUCGCUUUGCUUCCCGGUUACGCCUGCAGCAAGCUCCAACCCUGGAUGGUCCUCUUCGUCGGUGCAUGUGCUUGCUUCUUCGGCUAUGGACUCAUUUGGCUCUCCGUUACUCAGACUCUUCCUGCUCUUCCCUUCUGGUUGUUGUGGAUUGCGCUGAUUGUGGCUACAAAUAGCAAUGCGUGGUUUGGGACAGCAGUUUUAGUGACGAACAUGAAGAAUUUCCCGCUAAGCAGAGGCACUGUCGCUGGGAUUCUCAAAGGGUAUGCUGCGAUUGGUGGAGCGGUUUACACUGUGAUCUACAAUGUGUUUCUUGAUCAGUCUCCUCCGAGGCUGCUGCUGUUCUUGGCCCUCGGGAUCCCGGUUCUCUGUUUCGCUAUGAUGUACUUGAUCAGACCGUGCGCUCCUGCUUCCGGAGAGGACUCAUCUGAGCAUGUACAUUUCAUUUUCACUCAAGCCAUGGCGGUUUUAGCUGCUGUCCUUGUGCUGACCAUCACUGUGGUUGGCCAUGUGGUCUCAGUAAGGAGAAGCGUUUCGUAUGCACUGGUUGGUUUAGUGGUUGUUCUGCUGCUCUCUCCUCUUGCAAUUCCUGUAAAGAUGACAUUUUUCCGGAAAAAGUCUACCAAGAAACAGGAAAGAGGAGAGAUUGAUGCUACAACCAGCCCGUUGCUGAGACCGUCUUCGUCUCUUGGGAGUUUCAUUGAGAUGGAGGAUGAUGAUGCUUCAGAUGUGCAGACGCUUUUAGCUGAGGGAGGAGGAACAGUUGAGAAAGAGAGAAGGCCGAGGAGAGGAGAGGAUUUUAGGCUGAGAGAAGCAUUUGUGAAAGCAGAUUUCUGGCUUCUAUGGUUUGUUUACUUCCUUGGGGUUGGCUCUGGAGUCACAGUUUUAAACAACUUGGCUCAGGUUGGAAUCGCGGUUGGGAUUGAUAACACAACGGUCCUCUUGUGCCUCUUUAGCUUCUUCAACUUUGUUGGCCGGCUUAGCUCAGGAGCUAUCUCGGAGCACUUUGUCAAGUCAAGAGCAAUGCCGAGAACCGUGUGGAUGACGUUAGCGCAGAUUCUCAUGGUGAUUGCUUUCGUUCUCUACGCUCUCUCUUCGUCAGCUACUCUCUAUCCAGCAACCGCGCUUCUAGGCACUUGCUACGGGUUUCAGUACUCACUCAUGGUGCCGACUGCAUCAGAGCUCUUUGGUCUUGAACAUUUUGGUAUCAUCUACAGUGUCAUGAUUCUAGGAAACCCGGUUGGUGCGGUUUUCUUCUCCGGUUUGCUAGCUGGUCAUUUGUAUGAUGCUGAGGCUAUAAGACAAGGAAGCUCGACUUGUUAUGGACCAGAGUGUUUCAGGCUGACCUUUGUGAUCUUGGCUUGCGUCUGUGGGGUUGCAGCGAUUCUUGGCGUGGUUCUGACUGUUAGGAUAAGACCGGUUUAUCGGUCUCUAUACGGCGCUAGAUCUUCCCGGCUAUCUCAAGAGUAA